Molecule: messenger RNA, 1107 nt
Organism: Fusarium oxysporum Fo47
Lineage: Eukaryota; Fungi; Ascomycota; Sordariomycetes; Hypocreales; Nectriaceae
Exons: 4
Coding region: 1-1107 (368 amino acids)
Source: RefSeq, a predicted model, not a curated record
AUGACCGGAAAACCAGUUUACAAACCUGACGAGAUACGCUUUGCUUUAAGCCUUAUGGAGAAAGAUUUCUACAACGAUGCAAUAUCUAACGCUUUUCGGGAACGAUUCAAUCGAGCACUGACAGACAACCAGAUUCGAUAUUUGAGGAACAAAUAUGGCAAGGAUCCUGACUAUGGAGCUUCCCUUUGCAACAAGCAAUCCAGGAAACGAAAGGAACGUCAACCUGACUCUGGAGCUGGUUUUUCCGCUUCGCCGGGCUCAGAAGGAUCACCGACUGAAACCAAGAGAGCUCACCAAGUGUCUUUCAAAGCUUCAGCAGGACCUUCUCAACACCCCCAAUACCAGGUUGGAUCCCUUCCAACGCAAUCACCAGUUAAAUUCGAAGACAUGAAGUCUCCCAGCCUGUCUUCCGCCCCCUUGUUCCACGAAGCACCAAUGGUUCAGAUGGGAAAUCUUCGUUCACCACCUACAAACUCCUAUAGCCUCUUUUCAGGAGCACCAGCUCAGGGAGGCUUCGGGGUUAUACCUCCAGCUAACCCCUGGCAAACGCAAUCUAGGGCAAACUUCAACACCAACUUUUCCCCGAUUAACACUCGUUCAGGUCAACAACAGAUCAAGUCACCAGAACAGGGAAGCCCUGGGGGCUGUAACGCCGCACUAUACCAGACACCUCAUCAGUCACCUAACGCCCAGCCUUCAUAUGCCUCUUAUCCGAGACAGCAGCUAACAGCUAGCUCUCACGCACCAGUCUCAUCUUCGCAGCAGACCGUGGUCAUGGAUAUGCCCCUCUCCAACUUUUCUCAGCUUUCCGACUUUGUGUAUCCCCAGCAGGCAUCACCCACUGAAGAGCAUAAGCAGGAGCAGGAUCAGGAGCCUGAGAUGGCCGGACGAGAUGACGUCGCCCCGGUGUACUGUGAGGACUACUUCGAACCAGCUCAGCAAGCGGUUGAACAAAGCGAACCGCAACCCACCCAAGAUCAGGAUGAGGAAACUCCAGAGCAGAAAAUCCCACAAGAUCGCAAGCAAUCUGCUGCUUCGGGCACUUCUGGCGACAGCAAUGAGCACCAAGUUGCCAAAUCAGGUUCCUCACACGACUCCAAGAACUAA